GGACGGCGUCGCUCGCGUCAUUGACUAUAAUUAAAAAAAAAGAAAAUACUGGCCGAAAAUAAUUAGAAAGAAUUUUCCACGGGAAAAUAGCGCGAUUUGACAUCUGUCAAACGUUUUUCCGUUUGUGCUUUUUCUGCAAAAUCUUGUGUGUGCUGUGUUCAUUAAUUUUCUGUGUUGUAAUUUUUGAACUGUGCGUUGCGUAAAUUUUUUCGAAACCAAAGGUCGCUAAGGAGUUUGUGAAUCGAGACUUACGCAAAGCCAGUCGACUCUCAACAGCCAAGGAGGUAGCGCGCGGAUGGAUUUCUCGUGAAAAGAAAAGCAAAAAAAAAAAACAGUGAUGUUUUGAAUCUCGAAAAUAGAAUAGUGUUUUUUUUUUUUAAAUUCAUUUCAAUUUAAAAACAGUGCAGUGUCGUGUGACAGUAAAAUGCAGGGCCGUGAUAAGUUGUGUGCAAAAUUGACGAGCGCAUUCCUCAGGAAAUGGUGGUUCGUGCUAGCAUCAGCGGUGGUGCUACUACUCCUCGGGAUCAUAUGCGCGAUAUUCUUCGGCACUUGGGUUCGGCUGUUCAUAGACCAUGAACUGGUGCUGCGCCCCGGCUCGAUGACGUUCGAGUGGUGGGCGCGCCCCCCCGUCAGGCCCUUCAUCAGGGUGUUCGUCUACAACGUGACCAACGCCGAUGAGUUCCUGAACAAUGGCUCCAAGCCUGUGCUGGACGAGCUGGGACCUUAUGUGUACUCGGAGGAGUGGGAGAAGGUGAACAUAACCGACAACGAGAAUGGGACUCUGUCUUUCCACUACCGGAGGACGUACACCUUCCAGCCGGAUUUGAGCGCCGGUCCGGACGACGAUGCGGUUGUCGUUCCAAACAUUCCUAUGCUGAGCGCCACUUCCCAAUCGAAGCACGCGGCGCGCUUCCUCCGCCUGGCAAUGGCUUCCAUCAUGGACAUACUGAAGAUCAAGCCGUUUGUGGAAGUCUCUGUGGGCCAGCUGCUGUGGGGGUACGAGGAUCCACUCCUCAAGCUGGCUAAGGACGUAGUGCCCAAGGAGCAGAAGUUGCCAUACGAAGAGUUCGGACUAUUUUAUGGGAAAAACGGCACAGCCCCAGACGUGGUGACAAUGUUCACGGGCGCCGACGACAUGACGCGCUACGGCAUCUUCGAGAAGUACAACAUGAAAGACAGCCUGGGCCAUUGGGGCUCGGAGCAGUGCAACAGCAUCGCCGGCUCCGACGGCUCCAUAUUCCCCCCCCACAUCACCAGGAACGACACCCUGAGGGUUUAUGACAAGGACCUGUGCCGGGUUUUGCCGCUCAAGUAUCUCCACGACGUGGAGUCCUCGGCCGGCGUCCAGGGCUACCGUUUCACCCCACCAGAGGACGUGUUUGCUGAUGAUGAACACAACAAAUGCUUCUGCCCCGCCGGCCCGCCGUGUGCGCCAAACGGGCUGUUCAACGUGUCUUUGUGUCAAUACGACUCCCCGAUAAUGUUGUCGUUCCCCCACUUCUACCUCGCCGACCAGAGCCUGAGGGAGGCGGUGGAGGGGAUAUCGCCGCCCGUGCCCGAAGAGCACAGAUUGUUCAUUGACGUCCAGCCGGAAAUGGGCAUAGCGAUGCGCGCCCGCGCCCGCGUCCAGAUCAACCUGGCCGUCUCCCAAGUGCUGGACAUCAAGCAGGUGGCCAAUUUCCCGGAUAUCGUGUUCCCAAUACUGUGGUUUGAGGAGGGCAUAGACGAGCUCCCCGACAAGGUGUCCUCCCUCCUCCGGCUCGCGACCAAGGUGCCCCCCGUGGCGCGCGCGGCGCUCGCGUGGGGGCUCAGCGCGCUCGGAGCGCUGCUCAUACUGCUGGCCGUCACGUGCCUCAUCAGGUCGUCCCACCGGCAAAGCACUCUAAGGCUGGAAGGUCACGCGGUGGCAAAACCCCCACCCGCCAAAACCCCCUCCAAGGAAAACGGUUUCGAACUCAACAGCAGAAGGUAACCGGGACAUUUGUGAUGUGUACCACAGUGGACACACAUACAGUAAUGUCAGAAGCAUAGACGCAGUGAAAAAGGCGGACGGAGUAUUCUGCACGGCAAAAUGAAGCAUCAAUAGUAUAUAUUUUGGGAUACCCUUUUGGUUAUUAAGCCGCUACAUUUAUCACACUUAUACAAAUGAAACUUUUAAAUCACGACACGAUUCUUUGUUUGUUUAUUAUGUUUAUUUUUUUAUUACGUGCGCAGAUUGCACCUGCAUUAGCAUCUAGGUCAUAACUGAAAAUCAGCGUAUUGCUCUAUAGCAAUAAAUUCCUUGAUUUGUGAACUUUUUGUAUUGCUGCAACGCACACCCUAAUUAAUUUGUAUUUCAUGUGAAAUUGUAAAUUGUGUGUAGCAAAUCAAAUAAAUUAAUUAUCUAUCUAUCUAGUAUAUGCCGCUGUAUGUAUCACGCACACAUUCUCAACGAUAGUGUGACAGUUGGCCGCCAUUAUGUCAUAGAUUAUCUCGUUUUUUUACGCUCGCGCAUGGGUGCAAUGGAAAUUAGGAUGCUUCAUUUUUUUUUCAAGUUAUUACGUCUGACUUUUUCUCUACGCCUGUGUUCAGAACGUGAUGUGUACCAUUUAUGAGACACUGUUUUUUUGAGUAGGUAUCGCUUACUUGUAAAUGUUGAUGUUUUUUUUUCGCGAAGAAUGUAGAUUUUUAUUUUCUUUCACAGGUUCGAUAAGUGAUUAUAAUAAUAUGAUAAUUUCGAUUCUAUAAUUGAAAAUAGUUUUUUUUUUAUUGACUUAUAUAUUUGUAAUUGAAAUUAGUUACUCGAUUCUAAAUAAUGCGCGAUUUGUUUAUUGUUUCGAGAAAUGAUUAGAUAUUUAUACACAAAAAAAAAUUAACAUUCGCGUAAUCAAUAAUAAAAUGAGAAUAAAAUUUGCAAUUUUAUUAAUUGAAUUAAAGCAUUAUUUACAUUUAUUCAAGUUAGUUUCAUAAUUGGUACACGCGGACUAGAUUUUAUUUAAUUUUAUGAAAUGUCAAAACAUUACGAUUUCGUGUGGUAAUUACCUACAUGGAAUAUGAUAGUAACAUGUCAUUAAAAUCGCACACAAGAGACAAUGAGAUAAUUAUAUAAUCAUCAUUGCAUUGCAAAAAAUAAAAUGUAGUCAGUGUUUCACUUCAAAUGGUACUAAGAUGUAUAUUUUAAUGAAAUUCUAAUAUAUUUUUUUAUGAUCAAAAGAAAAUAUAUUUUUGUACUAUUGUUGAGAAAUAACGAAAUUUAAACCGAUCUUAUUAAGGUUCGCACAAAUUAAGAACAAUUGUAAUGACUAUGGUUUAAUGGAUACAUUUCAACUGUCUCCGACACUAAAUACAUAAUCCUUAUAAUAAUUUCAAUUUCACCUACAAAGCGAAUAUAUGUUUUUUACAGAAAAUAAUUAUUUUGCUUUUCAUGAUGUACUUAAAUAACUCUUAAAAAUUUGUACCGACCUUUAAUGAUGGUAUUUCAUAUAAUUUCUUAAGUAGCCAACGAUCCGUCCGAAUUUAGAUUAAUUUAAUAAUUACAACGACUGAAUCUUAUAAGACAAUACAAUAGGUGGGAUUAUAAUUCAUUGCGUUUUUGUUUUAUUAAGGACAUCACUAAAGAUUUUUUUUCAUAGUACCUAUAUAUUUAAUAUUAUUUCUUCAACAUAUAUUUUUAGCAUAAUUGUCGUUAAAUUCUGAUAUAAUUAUACAUUGUAACAUCACAAAAUUGUUAUUGAAAAAAUAUUUUUUUAAUUGCACACACAUAAUAUACACAAAAAAAAAUUAAUUUAAUUUAGUUCUUGUCAUUUAAUUUUAAUAACUGUUGUAUUGUCUGCAUGCGUACUUAAAUAGCCUUCAUAUUUUUAAUUCAAAAUAUAUUGUGAAAUAAAAUUUAAAUUUACGAAGUUGAUCGAUGUGUAAUUUGGCAAUAAUUUUAUAUAAUUGUUUUAUAAUAUAUUGUAAUUAAUCUUACCAAUUAAUGUGAUAUGAAUCUUCCAAUAUCGAAAUUUUAUAUUUUUAUGAACAAAUUAUCUUAUCCAUACAAUUAUUGACGUUAAUGUUUUUAUACAUAAAAAAAAUUGUUUACAAAAAUAAGUCAUAUUUUGUUUAUCAAAACUUAUUAGAAAUAUGUGCCGUAAGGGCUUGCUAUUUUCACAUUUCCCAUUGAUAAUAAUUCAAAAUAUAAUUUUCAACAGUUCCUUAUAUCGUGUUUACCUAUUUACCGAGUUAAAUUAUAAUAGAUACUAUUUUGCAUACGAGAAACAAAUCAAAUAGUGUCUAUGGAAUGGUUUUGAUCGACAAAAUAUUCUCGAUUACUUAUUUUUUUUUAAAUAUGACUGUCAAAUUGUAAAUAUAAUUUUUAUUAUUCAUAUUCUUACAUACGGGCUUCGGGUUGCCAUUUAUCGGUAGGGCAAUACUAAUACUAUUUAGCACCGACCAAAGUAUACAAUUAGAAUGAAUAUAGUAAUAUACAAAUAUUUUAUAACUUACGAGCAUAUCUUCAUACGCGUAGGUACUUAAUAUGAUCUUAAUUAAAUAAAUAUAAAUAGAUAAAUGUUUAUUUUCCCUGUAUUAAUUCAACAUUUUGGAUUGUUUUAGAAAAAAGAUAAAUGUAAUUGUUCAAGUCCAUAAACAGAUUUAAAUCAAGAUCUUAACUUCAUAUUUCGUCGUACGGUUAUUUACCAGAAAAAAAUCAGAUAUUUUUGUCCAUAUUCUGCAUUAAAAAUUCGGAAACAAAAAAUUGUUAACAUACGAACAAAACUAUUUUUAAAUAUGCAUUUAAAUCAUUCAAUAAUUAGUAUCAUGCAGCAGCAGGAAAGAGAUUUUUCAGUACUGCAUUAUGUUGGGCAAAUGAAAUAUGUAUAUUGUAAAGCUUUGGUCGGUCGUGUAGAAUCUCUCGUUUUAUCUUACCUUAGUGUACUAGUCUAAAAUCCUUAAUUAGAUGUAAAAAUAGCAUACAAUUUGGGAUUGUCGUUAGAUCGGACCGCCUUUUUUAGUUAUAUCUACAUUUUUUUUAUUUCUUUUUUAAUGCCUUUGGUAAAUUUCUUGCUCUUAUUUUAAAAUAGUUUACAUAUUUGAAGAUUUGACGACGAUGAUCUCGAAAUAAAUAUGCUUUUUUUACAGUUUAUAUAGAAUUAAUUGUUACUAUUUGAUGGGUAUGUUAAGAUGUCCACACGAUUAUAAAAAUAUUUUAUUGUUUAAAAUUACGUACAGAUCAAAAAAAAUUGUGUAUGCCAAAAUUUUUUUAGUAGUAGAUUUAUAAUUACAUCCAAGGUAAAAUGUUUUUAUAACCGUGAUGUACAAAAAAAUUGUAGGCGCGACAUGGUGACUAUGUAUAACGAAGUGGUUGCCAAAUAUAAUGUAUCCAAAAUAAUUUGUGUGAACUGGCAAGGGGGCUUUUGGGAUCAAUUUUCUUAUCAAACUUUAAUAAUAUUUCUGUUAUACAAUAAGGGACCAAGUUUUCACGAAUUUAAAUUAUUCUUUAGAAACAUUCGCAAUAUUUUAUAUUUUUAAUUCAAACUUUUCAAUUUUUAUAUUAUUUAUAUUGAUCACAAAUUCAGACAAACUAAAAUUUUUUAAAUUAAAGUUGUAUAAUUUAUUUGGCAAUAAUGCAAAUUUUAUAAUUUACUAUAUUAAUUAUUUUGUAUAUUAUACAACAGUUCUUUAUUAGCGAAAUUUCUUAAUUGUAAAGUAUCAGAUUUACUCGAUGAUUUCCAUGGAAUAAUUUUAUUUUUAAUUAUGCUGCUGGUCCCUAUGCAAGGAGGAUCUAAGGUGCUAUAUAUUAAUAAAAAAAUAUGCAUAUUAAAAAAAAAUACUUUAUAAUGUCAUCUAACCCUUGCCAAGUUUGUAAUUUAAGUAAUUACAGAUGUCAAAAUGAAUCCAUUAUAGUCCAUUAUAACUUUUCUACCUAUUAAUAUACUAUAAAGGUAAAUUUUUCGAAAAAUUUACAGCUACAUUUUUUCUACUUUAAGACAAAUGAUUCUCUUUGUAUGUAAUUCCUCAAAAUCUUAGAUAACAAGAGUGACAUUUGAAUAUUAAAGUAGUUAGGGACAAUAGCAAGGUAAAAAAAUGUAACUCUUAUAAUCCUGAAAUAGAAAAUAAUAUAUUUGAACGUCCAACGAAUUAUGUGGUGUUCAUUUUGUGAGCUACGUUUUUGUAGAAUAUAGUUUUAAUUUAGUUAUUGGCAUGUAUGUUUAGUGGACAAUAAAAAAUAUAUUGGCUGCGGCGAUCACGAGUAAGUUAAAUUAACUUUUACAAUUGCUCUUAUAAAAUAUGUUUUGUUUUAUACACUAGUCAUGGUAUAAUUCGUCACAUAUUCUAAUGCAGAAAAAUAGCUAAAUUUCACGUAAUUUUUUUUUAAUAAUAAUUACUGUACGUCAUCGAAUUUACGAUGUAUUAAUUCGUUAAUUUUAAUUAAUAUUUAAAAUAUCUGUACGAUUGAAUAAGGGUUACUAUGGUUUGUACUACUCUUUAAAGGAAAACCAACGUGAUUCACAUAAUGACAACUCCUAUCAAUUGGACAAUGCAUUUGAACAUUGAACAAUAUCCUAUUUUUAAUAAAAUUACAAUAAAUAUUUCAAUCAAACACAUUAUUUUAUACGGUAUUUUUUUUUUUAACAAUUUGAAUUUAUUCCAACGCGUGAUGGCUGCAGCCAAGAUAUUGUUGGCGUUGAAUAAGUUAUUAUAUUUUAGCUAACGGUAACUUGUAAACGAAUUCUGAGAUUGUAUAUUAUGACAUUUUGCUCAAAUAAGCGACCGACAUCACCGGGUGUAGACGUUUAAAUUGUCUGUAAAUAUUAAAUAAUGGUGUAAGUUA
This is a messenger RNA of Amyelois transitella, 6793 nucleotides long. RefSeq names its product scavenger receptor class B member 1 (gene emp). Gene Ontology annotation, cellular component: cytoplasm; lysosome; membrane. NCBI's taxonomy places the organism in Eukaryota, Metazoa, Arthropoda, Insecta, Lepidoptera, Pyralidae. Bases 425 to 1972 code for a protein of 515 amino acids. Gene Ontology annotation, molecular function: scavenger receptor activity. The record is from RefSeq and is a predicted model, not a curated record. The transcript has 12 exons.